GUCCGGGUCACCCGCUGCGGUACUUUAUUUUGUGUACAGAUGGUCUUACACACCGGGCCACUGUAUUCGCGGCGGCUACGAGGCGGUGUAUGCUUCGUAUCGUGACCUCCAUCGCAAACGUUUUCAAGUGAUAUCACGAAGCUCGUACACUGGUUCGUACCCUGUACAACUGUCCAAUCACUGUCCUUCCCUGUCUCGAGGGAUCCUCGAGGCUGCUGAGUUAGAAGCAGUAGGCAUUUUAGUCAGCCGGAACGCCCCAGAGCUCCCAAAACUCUGGGCAGUGGGCACUCUCAUAGAGACCUUUCAUCGUCAAUCCAGUGCUACCGAUCAACUGACGACAUAUUCAUCUACAACCUUCAGUAGUAGUCAUGGGCGCGGAACUAUCACGUAUAGCUGAACAAGCGGAGGCAGCUAGGAGAGCCCAAGCUGACCACGAAGAAGCCGAGCAGGCACGUGCCGCCCGCGAGGCUGCAGAAGCACAGGCCCGUGAAGAAAGAGAGCAUGCCGAACGACUGGCACAGGAGGUUGAAGAAGAGAGGCGCAGACAGAGAGUUGCCGAAGAAGCUGCUGAACGAGCUACCAUUGUUGCCCAGCAAGAGCAGGAACGGCGACAGAGAGCCAGGGAAGAGGAAAACAGGAGACUUCAUGCUGAGAGGGAAGCAGCCCAAGAAGCCAGGCAAGCUCAGACGCCUACCCCCGAAGAAUAUUCCGCUUUCAGAGAAGUAAUACAGCAUACCGAGGGUUUCUUCCAUGUUGCCCUCAGUGGGAUCGCUGGCAGCGGCAAGUCGUCACUGGUUAACUCAUUCUGUGGCAAGCACAACAUGGAUCUUGGUGCUGCCGCGGUUGGCGCGAAUAAGACCAAUUUUGCAGUGGCCAGAUACCCUGAUCCACACCCAUCCAGCCGUUUCGUCUGGUACGAUGUUCCCGGAGCAGGAACCUUGAAGGUCCCUGAUUGGAACUACUUCAACGAUCAAGGGCUCUUCGUCUUCGACUGCAUCAUUGUCGUGGUCAACAAUAGUUUCACUGCCACUGACGUCGCUAUUCUUUCCAACGCUAGGCGCUUUGGUAUUCCUGCUUUCAUCGUCCGCUCUAAAGCAGAUCAACACAUCAGAAACCUUAUGAAAGACAUAGGCUAUAACAGUGACGAUGAAGGCGGAAACAAGGCUAGUUACUUCGCGCGGGCGCGCGACCAAUACGUCGCAGAAACUGCCCGUAGCAUCAGGACCAACCUCCAAGAGGCGAAGUUGCCUGAUCAACCGGUCUACCUCGUGUCGAAUAUUGGUCUACAAGCGGCUGUGACUGGUAGGGCAUCGGAGAAGAUGUUGGAUGAGGUCAAGCUACUUACGGAUUUGGGGGGCGCAGCUCGGAGAUACGCAUUGUGAUACAUUUUGGACCUGC
Suillus clintonianus is the source of this 1398-nucleotide messenger RNA. RefSeq names its product interferon-inducible GTPase-domain-containing protein. The record is from RefSeq and is a predicted model, not a curated record. Gene Ontology annotation, molecular function: GTP binding. NCBI's taxonomy places the organism in Eukaryota, Fungi, Basidiomycota, Agaricomycetes, Boletales, Suillaceae. The transcript has 2 exons. The coding region runs from base 369 to 1382 and encodes 337 amino acids. Gene Ontology annotation, cellular component: membrane.